AUGGCGCGCCUAGCCGUCCUCCUCUGGCUGUGCCUCGGGUUGCCCGCGGUCCGAGGCUCCGGGUUCUUCGAGCUCCAGGUGCUGGGCAUCGACAACCCCGGUCGGGAGCUGCUGGACGGCGGCUGCUGCGGCGGUGUCGCCAGGACCUCCGGUCGGUGCCCCGGACAGUGCAACACCAUCUUCAGACUCUGCUUGAAGGAGUACCAGGCCAGUGUGGACUUGGCCGGACCGUGCACCUUUGGAAACCUCACGUCGCCGCUCAUCGGCGGCAGUUCGUUUUCGGUCAAGACGCAUCCGGACCAGCAGCUUCUGCUCAGGCUGCCUUUCCACUUCAGGUGGACGAGAUCCUUCACGCUCAUCUUGGAGGCUUUAGAUCACAACAACCAGAGCCAGCCACACACAGACCACGUGAUCGAGCGGCUAGCCUACUCCGGCCUGGUGCUGCCGAGCGCCGAGUGGCACACGUUGCGGCAUCCCGGGGUCCGAGCCCAGCUGGCGUACCGGGUCCGGGUCACGUGCGCGGCCAACUACUACGGCCCGAGCUGCUGGAGCCUGUGCAAGCCCAGGGACGACCGCUUCGGACACUACCGCUGCUCGCCCGAGGGCCGCAAGGUGUGCCGUCCCGGAUGGACGGGCUCGACCUGCGAGAGCCCGGUCUGCCGGCGCGGGUGCCACCCGGUGCACGGCUACUGCGACCGUCCGGGGCAGUGCCUGUGCCGGCCCGGCUGGAAAUCCGAGUUGUGCGACCACUGCCAGCCGUACCCGGGCUGCCGGCACGGCUACUGCAAUAACACGCCCUGGCAGUGCAUCUGCGACGUCAACUGGGGAGGCAUCCUGUGCGACCAGGACCUCAACUACUGCGGCACCCACGAGCCGUGCUUCAACGGGGCCACGUGCGAACACACCAUCGGCCAGGACAAGUACCUGUGCCGCUGUCGCCAGGGGUUCUUCGGCCGGAACUGCGAGCUGGGACAGGGACAAGCCCAACGACCCUGCUUGGCGUCCCCCUGCCUGAACGGCGGCACGUGUAGCGAGCGCAAUUCCACCUUCGAGUGCGCCUGCCUGCCUGGAUGGACUGGGAACAGAUGCCAGAAGACGGACGGUUGCGCGGCUCGGCCCUGCGAGCACGGCGGCGACUGCGUACCGCUGCCCGGCGGCCGGUUCCGAUGCAUCUGCCCCGUGGGCUUCGGCGGCGUCCGCUGCCAGGUGGACGACGAUCCCUGCAACCCGAACCCGUGCGGCCACGGCGCCUCGUGCUUCAACCUGGGCCAGAGCGACUACUACUGCCACUGCGCCGACGGCUUCGAGGGCAAGAACUGCACCCGGCCCAGGCCGUGCGCCAGGCCCCCGUGCAGCGGGGCCGACUCCUGCUCGGCGCUGGGGGACGCCCCGCUGGCCCCGGACGCGGCCUCGCUGUGCGGACCCCACGGACGCUGCCUGCCCAGGACGCAGGGUUUCGGAUGCCUCUGCGACCCCGGCUACACGGGACGCUACUGCCACGAGAACAUCAACGACUGUGCGACUCGGCCCUGCGUGAAUGGAGGCACCUGCGUGGACGGCCUGAACAGCUACCGCUGCCUCUGCCCGGACGGAUGGGAGGGACCUCACUGCAGCAACAACCGCAAUGAGUGCCAUCCUAACCCGUGCCACAACGAUGGCAAGUGCACGGACCUGAUUGCUGACUUCCUGUGUGAAUGCCAGGGACAGUGGAAAGGCAAGACCUGCAAUCUGAGGGACUCCCACUGUGACAGCAGUACUUGCCUCAAUGGGGGUACAUGCGAGGACCUGGGGGAUGCCUUUGUGUGCCACUGUCCAGAAAAUUACCAAGGCCACACCUGCCAAAUUGCCAAAGGGAGCAGCUGCGAGUCCAACCCGUGCCAAAAUGGAGCCACAUGCGUCAACAGGGGCCACAGCUUCUCCUGCAUCUGCAGAGAGGGCUUCGAGGGCAGGCUGUGCCAGCAGAAUGUUGAUGACUGCCGGGGCCAACCGUGUCACAAUGGAGGUCGCUGCAUAGAUGGAGUCAACUGGUUUCGAUGCGAGUGUGCCUCGGGGUUCGCGGGUCCAGACUGCCGCAUCAACGUGGACGAGUGUGCAUCCAGCCCCUGUGCCGUGGGCAGCACCUGCCAAGACGCCAUCGGAGACUACUUCUGCAGCUGCCCCCCCGGACGAACUGGCAAACGUUGCAACGUUGUGUUGGUGACACCAUCAACGUACACCCCGUGCGAGUGGAAAGGUACCGUGUACCCAGAAGGCAGCCGAUGGCAACUGGACUGUACCCUGUGCAGCUGCACCUCGGGAUCCGUUACUUGCUCACCUGGCCCAUGCCCGGAGUCUGGCUGUGACCCCGUGGGGUCCACCGGCCAGUGUCCACUGGGGCAGACCUGCCUAGCCAGGGCCCCAGAGGCGUGUUUUGUGAACCCCUGUCCCACCGGGGGGCCGCGAGGGGACUGCAGCGAUGUGGCCAACACGUCACAUGCCACCAAGCCCUCCCAAUGCCUGCCCAACAGAGCAGAUCCCAGCAACAACUGUGCCAAAAUGACCCUGCUCUUUGACCGGAGAACCAUGACACCGGGCACCACUGUGGAGUCCUUGUGCAACGGUGUUCGGCAGCUCUCCCCAAGACCUUCCAUCCUGAUCCUGUGUGCACAGAGGAUGGCGGACCCCGAUAGCAUUGAGGUCACUCUGUCCAUGCCGGGGCACGCAUCAGCAUCUACCUAUGCGGCCGUCAGCGAGAGUGCCAGGCGGCUGGCUGACCUCAUCAGUCGUAAGCUGACCAACAGCACAGCCUUGGCUUCAGUCAUCGAGGUCAAGGUGGAGACCUCCUUUGUUGGCCUGGACCAAAGGACUACAGGGCGCAGUUACCUGCUUGCAGCCACGGUGUCCUUGGUUGGCCUGGCCCUUCUCUGUCUUUUGGGGGCACUGGCUGCCUGGUGCCUGCGAUCUCCUGGGGCCCUAUGCCCACCGAGGCCGCCAACAGCCGUGCCGAGUGUCAGUGCAAAAGUCGACCACGCUGCCCAAGAGCCUGACCGUGCCAACAACCAGAACGAGGAAAACGUGCGGCGCUACUGCAAUCCCAUUUGGGAACCUACGGAACUCUGCGAGCUGGACCCCCGCAACAAGGCACACCUCUUCAAGGCACUGCCCCUGGACACCUCCAAAAACACCAACCACCUUGCGGAGGUCACAAACAAACAGUGCCAGAAAGAUGCACUCCUGGCCACGCGGCCGAGUACAGCGGGGCCCAAGGCUCUGCUCGAGUCGUCCGACGACAAACUCGAUGCUGUGGUGGUGCUUGUCUGACACCUGCUUCUGCCGAUCCCACCCCCAGGAUGCUUCGUCCUGCAGUGCCUCUUGUGCCAGAAGGGCAAGAUAGCUAUUCCCGCUACGGCCCACUACUCAGCAUGCCUUGCUCUACAGUACCUCCAGUGCAGGAAGUCAGGCCCGGAUACAGGCAACGGUCCUUUUAUCAUCCCUCGACUGGUGGCUCACUGCACAACACAUUGGGUCGCAGGUGCCAAUGAGCCAGAAGUGAGUGCCUGCUUCGUCCAACUCGCGCGACCUCUACAGGUUGUGUUCCUGGCUGCUAAUGUCCACGUGACUCUUGUGGAUGUACAUAUGUAAAUAGUAGCUCUGUACGUGGUACAGAUUGUGGUGAUCAUUGCAGUUCUUUGUACAUUGAAAAAUUUUAAUUUAUAAAUAAAUAGAGGAAGCAGAUGGCGGCAGCAGACGUCCGGCAUCUGCUGCUCCUCUGCCCGGUGCAACUCGGGAUGCUGCCCAGUGCAAACAGGGUCCGCUGGGAUCCAACAGUGCCAGACUGGAAGCAACAGUGUCGAAGAGAAGUGCCGCGACGUUUGGCUGUGGAAGCCGCACCUCGGUUGUGACUUGCGAGCAGACGUCGCAGAACGAAAACUCCAGUCUAGUCAAGAGUUUCCAUCCAACUUUACGCCAAAACCGACUCCAGAUUAUGAGUUCACAAACAAGGUUUUGUGUGCAACCCUUGUGUUCAAUGUGUGGCUGCCGCGGCAGAAAUCGAGUGCCGGUGUCUGCGGUGUUUAAGACGAAGAAAUAUGGACUCUUUAGCUGGUCCCGAACACCCGUCUGGCCAAACAUUAAAAA
Messenger RNA from Ixodes scapularis (black-legged tick), 4116 nucleotides. RefSeq names its product protein jagged-1. Bases 1 to 3300 code for a protein of 1099 amino acids. Gene Ontology annotation, biological process: cell communication; multicellular organism development; Notch signaling pathway. The record is from RefSeq and is a predicted model, not a curated record. Gene Ontology annotation, cellular component: membrane. Gene Ontology annotation, molecular function: calcium ion binding; Notch binding. The transcript is spliced from 16 exons. Lineage: Eukaryota; Metazoa; Arthropoda; Arachnida; Ixodida; Ixodidae.